This is a messenger RNA of Astyanax mexicanus (Mexican tetra), 1511 nucleotides long. RefSeq lists its product as uncharacterized. The record is from RefSeq and is a predicted model, not a curated record. The coding region runs from base 65 to 934 and encodes 289 amino acids. Gene Ontology annotation, molecular function: nucleic acid binding. NCBI's taxonomy places the organism in Eukaryota, Metazoa, Chordata, Actinopteri, Characiformes, Acestrorhamphidae. The transcript has 2 exons.
ACUACCAGUCGGUGGUGGUAGAGGGAGAAUUUUUAAUGCUGAACAGGAGGCAGCCGUUGUCAACAUGGUUCUGGCAAAUAAUGCCAUUAGGCUGCGUGAAAUCAAGGCAGCAGUGAUUGCUGAUCAGGGAGUAUUUAGGAACAUCCAUACUGUGAGUGAGGCCACAAUUGACCGCGUCCUCCGAAGGAAUCAUAUGGCCAUGAAACAGCUCUAUAGAGUUCCUUUUCAGAGGAACUCUGAAGCUGUGAAGGAGGCCAGAUGCCAAUAUGUGGAGCGAAUAAUGGAGCUUGAAGCUGAGGGGGCACAUCAUAUCUUCAUUUAUGUCGACGAAGCCGGCUUCAAUCUUUGUAAAGUAAGGAGACGAGGAAGGAACCUCAUUGGGAAUAGGGCCACUAUUACUGUUCCAGGGCAGAGGGGUGCCAAUAUAACUAUGUGUGCUGCCAUCUCCAAUGAUGGCGUCCUGUGCCAUAUUCCUACCAUUGGCCCAUACAACACUGAGCGUCUCAUAGCAUUCCUGAAUGCCCUUUAUGACAUCCUGAUCCCACCUCAGGAGCGAGGCCUGUUGAGGCCUGGCAUGCCACGGUUCGUGAUUAUCUGGGACAAUGUGGCGUUCCACCACUCUCGUAUUGUGAAUGAGUGGUUUGCAGUGCACUGUCGGAUGAUGGUACAAUUUCUUCCUCCAUACUCUCCGUUUUUAAAUCCCAUAGAGGAAUUCUUUAGUGCAUGGAGAUGGAAGGUAUAUAAUCACCGACCCUAUGAACAGAUGCCCUUGCUCAAUGCAAUGACUGCUGCUGCCCAAGAUAUAGAUGCAGAGGCAUGUCAAGGAUGGAUCAGGCAUGCUAGACGAUUUUUCCCUCGGUGCAUUGCACGAGAGAAUAUUGAAUGCGAUGUGGAUGAGGCCUUGUGGCCCAGGCUUCAAGAAAGAGGAGACUAGAAGAGACAGAAGAGUAUCACUUGUGGCUAUCGCUUAUACUCUUAUAGUAUAGACCUACUAUAGUUUUUCGUUGUUUACUGUAAAAUUCUGUGUUUUUUCAUAAUUUCUUACACAGUAAUGGAUUUUAUUUUUAUUUCCAUGUAUUUUCAGUUGGAAUAUUUCAUUUGUCAGCCACAGUCUAAAAAAAUUAAGCAUUUAAUUAAUAAAAUUUGCAUCAAAGCAUAUCUGAUUCUGGAUGCAUUUUUUUUGCUAGAGGGUAAAUUUGACUACAUACAGUCACAUAUAGACUACAAUGACAAGCAAUGGUCACUGAUUCACACAUGAGUGCUGUAUUUUGUAUUUUGUUGCCCAAUGUGUAAUGAUUGAUUGGAGGUGUUCAUACACUUGUGUCAAAUGUGAGUUGUUUGAAGGCUAAAUUUGCUUUUGUUGCAUAUUUUAAAGGUUUUGACACUGGUUUGGCCUUUUGCAAACAAAAUGUGUAAUUUUGAACACUGUGUCACUGUUUAGGUCUCAGUGUUAACUGUUUCGAAAAAUGUGAAUUUGAGUCGACGGCAGCGUCAAAACAACCAAUAAAAAC